UUACUUUGUUUGUGGUGCAUUGAUUUUUUUGAAUAUUCGUGAAGAACGUUUCCGCGCAAAAAACUGGUCUUUUGGGCAACACCUCUAUUCACCCCCCCUCUAGAGGUGUGCGAGGCGUCUAACAAGUGGUAUCAGAGCGAGGGAUUUUCAAAGCUUUACUGCUGAAAAUUUAAAAAGAUCAUGGCCGGAAGAACAUUUCAACCCGAAGUUGCCGAAGGACAAUCCACGACAAGGCCACCACUCUUCGACGGCAACAAUUAUGCUUAUUGGAAAGAGAGGAUGAGAAUAUUCAUCCAAUCAAAUGAUUAUGAUUCUUGGAUGGUGAUCAAGCAUGGAGAGACGAUUCCCACCAAGAUUGUUGACGGGGUUCUUGUUCCAAAGCUAGAGACCGAAUAUACCUCAAAUGACAAGAAGAAGAUGCAACUAAAUGCAAGGGCCAUCAACUUUCUAUAUUGUGCCGUGAACCCGGAUGACUAUCGGAAAAUCUCAAGGUGCAAGACGGCUAAUGAGAUGUGGAACAAAUUAGAGGUCACAUAUGAAGGAACAAGUCAAGUGAAGGACUCAAAGAUCGACUUACUCACCCAUGAAUAUGAGCUUUUCAUGAUGAUGGAAAAUGAAACAAUAGAUGGCAUGUUCGAGAGUUUUUCAACUAUCGUCUCAAAUUUGGAUACACUUGGGAAGCAUUAUGAGGAUCAUGUUCUCGUUCAAAAAAUCCUUCGAAGUCUCACACCGGAAUGGAAGUCUACGGUCAACCCUAUCAAAGAAGGCCGAGAUUACAAUACAUUGACCUAUGACGCACUUCGAGGUAAACUACUCACUUAUGAAAUGUCUAACUUUUCUAGUGCAGCGGAGAUCAAAAGGGAUCAAAAUCUAUCAUUCAAAAGAGUUGCACUCAAAGCUUCAUCGUCAAAAUAUGUCGAGACAAGCGGCUCUGGAGAAAGUGACAUUCUCGAGUUAUUUAAUGACUUCUUGCAAAAUGAGCUUGAGCAAUUGAAUGAGAGUACAAAGCCUACUUGCUAUGGAUGUGGAGAGCGUGGACAUAUCAAGGGUCAUUGCCCUAAUCGAAAAUUCAAGAAGUCCAAACGCCGAAAGCAAUCCAACUCUAGCUCCUCUUCCUCAUCCGAUGAUGAAGUAGCCAUUUGUCUUAUGGCUCAAAGUGAAUCCGAAGAGGUGGAAGAAAUCCUGAGUUUUGUGAAAUCAAACUUCGGUGGUAAGAUAAGAGGCUUGUGAAAUCAAGUUCUCGAGUUGUAUUCGGAUUGUCAAACUCUGUUAAGUUUGACGGGUUAGUGAAGGCCUGGGCACGAUUGCUUCGGGGACUGGAUGUAGG
Molecule: messenger RNA, 1327 nt
Organism: Cuscuta campestris
Lineage: Eukaryota; Viridiplantae; Streptophyta; Magnoliopsida; Solanales; Convolvulaceae
Source: the annotation of a GenBank genome assembly